Messenger RNA from Meira miltonrushii, 2029 nucleotides. RefSeq lists its product as uncharacterized. Gene Ontology annotation, biological process: regulation of transcription by RNA polymerase II. Bases 216 to 1907 code for a protein of 563 amino acids. The record is from RefSeq and is a predicted model, not a curated record. The transcript has a single exon. NCBI's taxonomy places the organism in Eukaryota, Fungi, Basidiomycota, Exobasidiomycetes, Exobasidiales, Brachybasidiaceae. Gene Ontology annotation, molecular function: RNA polymerase II cis-regulatory region sequence-specific DNA binding; DNA-binding transcription factor activity, RNA polymerase II-specific; protein dimerization activity.
CGAUCAUCACCACCUCAACAACACACACACACACACACAACUCAGUAGUCCUCGUUUCCGUUCCUUUUGAGUACGGCAAACGUUGACUGAUCACUCAAGAUCACGUUCCAAUAAAAGCAAAUCGCAAUCACGCUCCACUCUCUUUCAAGAUCUCAACUAUUCUCUCUCGCUGAAAGAGAGAGAAUUGAGACAGAGAACGAGCAUCUUCCCCCACAAUGACAUCCACCGCCAGUCCGAUGCACAUGUCUUCUUCAGCAGCUGCAGCUUUUGAGCUGCCAUCAAUGCCAGGUCCAUACGAAGAUUUUGAAUUCUCACUCAAUCUCCCCGAAAACAUCACAGCCUCCGAUCUUAGCUUGGUUGCAUCGCCUGGCUUUGGUGACUUGUUUGGACUGAACAAUGCCGGAAGCCUUUUCGGAAGUAGCGGCGGCGGAGUUGGAGGCGGCGGCGGUGGUGGUGGUACAAGUGGUGCGAUGUCCAACUUUUCCGCUUCUACACCUGUUCCUCAACCUGGCACUUCCAGUGGAACACAUACACCCAAUUUGGUUCCCACUGGAUUCAAUUGGAAGAACUCCCCAAAUACACCCAGAACUCAUGAUUUGGACGAUACGAUGAUGACAUCAACGCUCACUUCACAAUCAUCAAAACCAGCCUCUCAUUCCACUCAACCAGGUGGACAACAGGAAAUCUUUUCGGGUGGCAUGCUAGGCUUAGAAGCACCACCUCAACCGCAGACAACCAGCAUGCCAACCAGUCAAUCUUUUGGAGCACUGUCGCAGCCUCCAGUCGCACCUUUCCCGCCUCCUGCUGGAGGUUCACUCUGGGGUAAUCCCAGUAUGCCAUUUCAGUCAUUCCCUGUCAACCAGCAGCAAGGUACUAUUGGUGGUGCUGCGUUGUUUGAUGCAAAUGAGACCAGCUUCUUGACCAACUUCCUGUCCGGAUUUGAAGGAUGGGAUUUCAAUCCAAACCUACCGAUGGAUUUGCCAAGCUUUGCCGAAGCAGAAAAGCAAGCUUAUCAGAUGGGCACCUCGCCCAGUAGCACCGAUAAUAGACGCAAUUCAAGACAGAGGAGUGCUUUCGGCAGCAUUGGCAGGACUGGUACGAAUAAAGGUUCACCGCACACCACUUUUGGCGGAAACAAUCAUGCAAGUCCAGCAGGAAAGAUGGAGAGCAGCAUUGGUGCCGCAUUUGGACAUCCUAUGGAGGGAUGGAACGACGAAGAGGAUGAAGAGCAAGGUGCGAAUCGAAGAACAUCUGGUAAUGUCGGUGUGGGCAAAAAGCUGAAAACCGAGCACGGUAGCUUUGAUGGAAGAGGUGCAAAGCAACAACAUCAGAUGAACACUUUCAACCCUUAUUAUCAGCAACACGCACAACAACAACAAGCUCCACAACCACCACAGUAUGACUCGCGCGAGUUGCUCUCAGAAUCAGAAAAGAGGAGUAACCAUAUCCUGAGCGAACAAAGGAGAAGGAAUCACAUUCGUGAAGCAUUCAAAGAGCUUGUGGAUUUGUUGGAAGCUGGAAGAGAGUUUGGAGCACGAGGUUUGGGUCUGAGUUCAGGAGCAGGAACUGGAAUUGAAGAUGAAGGGUUAGACGAUCGCAGCGACUAUGAGAGCACGUUGGAAGAUGAAGAACCAAGUGCAGCAACGAAGAGACGCAAACUUAAAGCUAGAAGAAGAGCUGCAGUAGAAGCAGCACGUAAAGCAGGAGCGACAGGACAUGCAGCUGCAGCAGCUUUCCUCAACGGUACAGGUAGAGGAAAAGGACGUGGAAGGGGAGGAAGUGCAGGAGGAGGAGCAGGAAGCAAGAGUGCAGUUUUGUUUCAAACCGUUGAUCUUUUGCAUUGGCUGAACGGAAGAAAUGAAGUUUUGGCAAGCCACGUUCAAGAAUUGGAAGAAGCACUUGUGUGAUUGUUACCAAUACACACACACAAACAAACAAUGAUUUCAUACUUUAUAUACUUAUCCAUAGGUUCCGUUAAUACUUUUUUAUAUUCUCUGUGCUAGACUUAGAGAUGUUGCUUUGGACAGUG